Cornus florida is the source of this 1126-nucleotide messenger RNA. RefSeq names its product soluble inorganic pyrophosphatase 4-like. Lineage: Eukaryota; Viridiplantae; Streptophyta; Magnoliopsida; Cornales; Cornaceae. The record is from RefSeq and is a predicted model, not a curated record. Gene Ontology annotation, molecular function: magnesium ion binding; inorganic diphosphate phosphatase activity. The transcript has 9 exons. Bases 197 to 847 code for a protein of 216 amino acids. Gene Ontology annotation, cellular component: cytoplasm. Gene Ontology annotation, biological process: phosphate-containing compound metabolic process.
UCACUUUUAAAUGGCAAAGUGGAAAGUGGAAAAAGAGCGGGAAGUCGGUACAGCUAAUUAAGCUUCCAUCAUUGCCUUCGUUGUUACUCUCUCUCUCUCCCUCUUCUCGAGAUCUGAAAUUUCCUUUUGAAUCUUCGUUUUGAGGAAGAGCCUUCGUUCGACUUUGUUAGAAUUUUUAUCAUUUCAGCUUGCAACUAUGCCUCCACUUACUGAGACUCUAAUUAAAGCUCCCAUCUCUCGUCAACCUUCACAUCUACCUCUUAAUGAAAGGACACUUUCAUCCUUGUCCAGGAGAUCAGUUGCUGCGCAUCCUUGGCAUGAUCUUCAGAUAGGGCCGGAUGCUCCAACGGUUUUCAACUGUGUGAUUGAAAUCAGUAAGGGGAGUAAGGUGAAGUAUGAACUUGACAAAGAGACUGGACUGAUCAUGGUUGACCGUGUGCUUUACUCAUCUGUUGUGUACCCUCACAACUAUGGCUUUAUUCCCCGUACUCUAUGUGAAGACAGUGACCCCAUGGAUGUCUUGGUUAUCAUGCAGGAACCAGUUCUUCCAGGAUGCUUUCUUAGGGCUAAAGCAAUAGGCCUAAUGCCGAUGAUUGAUCAGGGAGAAAAAGAUGACAAAAUCAUUGCAGUAUGUGCUGAUGAUCCUGAGUAUCGACACUACACUGAUAUCAAGGAGCUUCCUCCACAUCGUUUGGCCGAGAUCCGCCAGUUCUUUGAAGACUACAAGAAAAAUGAGAAGAAGGAAGUUGCAGUAGAGGAUUUUCUGCCAGCCUCAAAAGCCUAUGAAGCAAUUCAGCAUUCAAUGGAUCUCUAUGCAGACGGCAUAAAGGAGACCCUGAGGCGUUAGCUUGUCCUUCAUUCACAAGAUGGUGAACUGUGGAUCAUAUCACAUAGAAAAGAUGCUGACAUUCGACUGAAGGGAUCUCUCUUUUGUUCAUUUUCACUACACUUCACAUUCGGCUGCAUGCACGCACUGGUUUGACAAAUGUGUGCUUAUAUCACAUUUUCUUAUGAAUCAUUUCUUAUAUAGUAUUUGAUGGUGGCGAAAAGUACUACAUUCUUUUACAGUACUGAACAAAGGUUAUACAAAAGUCAAUGCUUUAUAGAGUAUUACAUUUUCUGGUUA